Messenger RNA from Phacochoerus africanus (Common warthog), 2646 nucleotides. It is a transcript of the gene SCAMP4, whose product is annotated as secretory carrier membrane protein 4. The transcript has 7 exons. Gene Ontology annotation, cellular component: recycling endosome membrane; trans-Golgi network membrane. Lineage: Eukaryota; Metazoa; Chordata; Mammalia; Artiodactyla; Suidae. The record is from RefSeq and is a predicted model, not a curated record. Bases 104 to 796 code for a protein of 230 amino acids. Gene Ontology annotation, biological process: protein transport.
CGGGGUAGGUGGGCUGGUUGCUAAGACUUGGUGAAACGCCGCGCUCCUGCCGGUAUCCUCAGGUGGCAGCAGGCUUCCACCCCGUCCUGUCGUCACUGUGGAAAUGUCAGGAAAGGAGAACAACUUCCCCCCGCUGCCCAAGUUCAUCCCAUUGAAGCCCUGCUUCUACCAGAAUUUUUCUGAUGAGAUCCCCAUCGAGCACCAGGUCCUGGUGAAGAGGAUCUAUCAGCUGUGGCUGUUCUACUGCGCCACCCUGGGCGUCAACCUCGUCGCCUGCCUGGCCUGGUGGAUUGCUGCCGGCUCUGGAGCCAACUUCGGCCUCGCCUUGGUCUGGCUGCUGCUCUUCUCCCCUUGUGGCUACGUGUGCUGGUUCCGGCCCGCGUACAAGGCCUUCCGAUCUGACAGCUCCUUUAAUUUCAUGGCGUUUUUCUUCAUCUUUGGAGCCCAGUUUGUCCUGGCCGUCAUCCAGGCCAUCGGCUUCUCAGGAUGGGGCACAUGUGGUUGGCUGGCAGCGAUUGGGUUCUUUCAGAUCAACGUCGGGGCCGCUGUGGUCAUGCUUCUCCCGGCCAUCAUGUUCUCCGUGUCGGCUGCCAUAAUGGCCAUCGUGAUCAUGAAGGUGCACAGGAUCUACCGAGGCACUGGUGGAAGCUUCCAGAAGGCACAGACAGAGUGGAGCACGGGUGCCUGGCGGAACCCACCAUCUCGGGAAGCCCAGUACAACAACUUCUCAGGGAACAGCCUGCCUGAGUACCCCACCGUGCCCAGCUACCCAGCCAGUGGCAGCCAGUGGCCUUAGGGGGAUCCCAGCUCCUCCUCUCUGUCCACUCUUGCUGCCCUGGGUUUGGUGAGGCCCCUGCACAGCUGGGACAGCAGGCCCCAGGGACUCUUGGGGACCUGGGCACACCAUCAUCUCAUCUCCAAGAGCAGAGCCCCUUGUGGGCCCUGUCCACGAGUUGCCUGGCCUCUGCUGCCCUGCAGAAGGACACCCUCUUGGUUCCAAAUGCAUUUGGCCACUGUGACGUUUGCUGUGCUGCAGCUGCACCCUGUCCCCUUGGGGUCUCAAGGGCAGAUCCGGGCUGAGGACUCUGACAAGGGCUCUGGCCUGGUGUCCAUCCCCCCAUCCACUGUCCAGGCAGUUGCCCUCAGCCUGGGCCCAGGCAGAGGGAGGCCUUCCCAGCACCAGGCUCACCAGGCAGUGACUUGAUGUGUAGCUAGGUCCUUAAUGUUUGUUUAUUUUUGCCUUUUUUAGGGCCACACCCAGGCUAGGGUUCUAAUCAGAGCUGUAGCAGCUGGCCUACGCCACAGCCACAGCAACACCGUAUCUGAGCCGCGUCUGCGACCCACACCACAGCUCACGGCAACGCCAGAUCCUUAACCCACUGAGUGAGGCCAGGGAUUGAACCCACAUCCUCAUGGUUCCUAGUUGGACUCAUUUUCACUGCGCCAUGACGGGAACUCCAGGUCCUUUUGUUUGUUUGUUUUUCUUUUUUUGUCUUUUGUCUUUUUAGGGCUGCACCUGUGGCAUAUGGAGGUUCCCAGGCUAGGGGUCCAAUCGGAGCUGUAGCCGCUGGCCUACACCACAGCCACAGCAAUGCCAGAUCCAAGCCAUGUCUGUGACCUACACCACAGCUCACAGCAAUGCUGGAUCCUUAACCCAUUGAGUGAGGCCAGGGAUCGAACCCGCAAACUCAUGUUUUCUAGUCAGAUUCUUUUCUGCUGCGCCAAGAUGGGAGCUCCGGUCCUUGAUGUUUUUGACAUCAAGCAGACGAGCCUGCAGGGAGAGCCAGAGGCCCAUUCACUCUCAGUGCCACGAUCUGAGCUUCUCCCUGUCUGUCCGUCCAUCCAUCAGCCAGCUUGCCUCCAGCCUCCAUGCCUGUGUCCAUGCUUGUUGUAGGAUACUCUCUUCUCCAUGGCAGGGGUCUCAGAGCUGGGACCCUCAGGCUGGACCUCAUUAGACCCAAAACCGGGGUGACCCCUUGUAGGGGGAAGGGGAGCCACUGGCCUGUCUCCACUUGAUGGGGACGGGAAGAUGGGGCAUCUCCAUGGAGCAUAGACUCUUGGCUGCCAUGCACACCCCACCCCCACUCCUACCCACCCCUGCUGCUUUGGGGACAGCAGUUGUUGCUUCUUGGGAAAACCAAGGAGAUGUGACAAAUCUGUGCCUUAUUGACAAGCCAUUCCUCUUUCUUCCCCCUUGGUCCUUCCAGCUCCUUUCUGACAAGCAGCCAGCACCUUUGUAAAUGAAUGGGCUCCCUGAAUGCUGCCCCUCGGCUCAUAGUGGCCCGGCCUUCAGGGCAGCACCAGAGCUUCCCAGAGGCCUCCCUCCAUGCCUGUGUCCACUGGCCUGGCUGCCUGAGCUCCACACCCCAUGGUGUCUGAAGGUGGCCACAGCCCACGAAGGCUCCUGGGUCUGGGCCCCUGACAGCCAAGGCCCCCCGAGAUGAGAAAGCUGGUCCUGUCAAGUCUCAAGCUGGCCUCCCUCAACCAAGGUGUGUGCCGUGCUCACCCAGGCACUGCUGGUGAUGGGCUACAGACCAGGUGUUGGGGUUUGCAUGCAGCUCCCACCUCUACCCCUUGCUCCUCGCUGUACAUCGUGCUUUUUGUUACGUGAAAAUAUCCAGGAAAUAAAUCCGUCCUUGUGCAUCA